AUGGCCUCGGAGCGCCCGGAGCCGGAGGUGGAAGAAGCUGGGCAGGUGUUCCUGUUGAUGAAAAAAGAUUAUCGAAUCUCCCGAAAUGUCCGCCUGGCUUGGUUCCUCAAUCACCUGCAUCAAACUGUGCAGGCUACACCUCAGGAGAUGCUGCUCCAGUCUGAGCAGGAGUUGGAAGUCCUCAGCGUCCUGCCCCCUGGGUGGCAGCCAGAUGAACCAGUGGUCCCAAGGCCAUUCCUCCUUGUACCUUCUACCCGGGUUACCUUCCUGGCUUGGCAGUACCGAUUUGUCAUUGAGCUCGACCUUAGCCCGUCUACUGGCAUUGUGGAUGAUUCCACAGGGGAGAUCUUGUUUGAUGAAGUUUUCCAUGCGCUCUCCCGCUGCCUAGGCGGGCUGCUUCGACCCUUCCGAGUGCCCGGAUCUUGCAUCGACUUCCAGCCUGAGAUCUACAUAACUAUCCAGGCCUACUCCUCAAUCAUUGGCCUGCAGGCCCACCAGGUGCUGGUACAGGGCUGCCUUUUGGACCCUUCCCAGCGGGAGGUGUUCCUGCAGCAGGUAUAUGAACAGCUCUGUCUCUUUGAGGACAAGGUGGCCACCAUGCUGCAGCAGCAGUAUGACCCUCAGAGUCAGGCCGAAGACCAGUCCCCAGACUCGGGGGAGCCCCCUGGCCGGAAGGUGGGAGUCUCCAUGGUGACAGCUGACCUUGGGUUGGUCAGUAUGAUUCGUCAGGGCAUCUUGGCACUGCAGUUGCUCCCCUCAAACUCUAGUGCAGGUAUCAUCGUGAUCACAGAUGGGGUGACCAGUGUCCCUGAUGUUGCUGUCUGUGAGACAUUGCUGAACCAGCUUCGCAGUGGCACCGUGGCUUGUUCCUUUGUGCAGGUGGGAGGAGUUUACUCUUAUGACUGCAGUUUUGGCCACGUGCCCAAUGUGGAAUUGAUGAAGUUCAUCGCAAUGGCCACGUUUGGUUCCUACCUGUCCACUUGUCCUGAGCCAGAACCAGGCAGCCUGGGUCUGACUGUCUACCACCGGGCAUUUCUCCUCUACUCCUUCCUGCGCAGUGGGGAAGCCCUGAACCCUGAAUAUUACUGCGGCUCUCAGCACCGCUUAUUUAACGAGCACCUGGUCUCCGCAAGCAGCAACCCUGCCUUGGCUCUGCGCCGGAAGAAGCACACUGAGAAGGAGGUGCCAGCCGACCUGGUCAGCACCGUGUCUGUACGGCUUCGAGAGGGCUACAGUGUUCGAGAAGUCACCCUGGCCAAAGGAGGGUCUCAGCUGGAGGUGAAGCUGGUGCUGCUGUGGAAACACAACAUGCGCAUUGAGUACGUGGCUGUGGCGCCCUGGCCCCUGGAGCCGGAGGGCCCUCGAGGAACACGGGUGGAAGUGACGAUGGAAGGCGGCUAUGACAUUCUGCAUGAUGUGUCCUGUGCGCUAAGGCAACCCAUUCGCUCACUAUAUCGUACCCAUGUUAUCCGGCGGUUCUGGAACACGUUGCAGAGCAUUAACCAGACGGACCAGAUGCUAGCCCACCUUCAGUCCUUCUCUUCGGUCCCAGAACAUUUCACGCUUCCUGACAGCACCAAGAGUGGGGUGCCACUCUUCUAUAUCCCUCCUGGCUCCACCACCCCGGUGCUCUCCCUGCAGCACAGCGGAUCUGACUCAUCCCACGCCCAGUUCGCUGCCUACUGGAAGCCAGUGCUGUCCAUGGAUGCUAAUUCGUGGCAGCGAUGGCUGCACAUGCAUCGCCUAGUACUGAUCCUGGAGCACGACACACCAAUUCCCAAGCACUUGCACACUCCCGGCAGCAAUGGGCGCUACAGCACCGUGCAGUGCAGGAUCUCUCACUCCUCGCUGACCUCUCUGCUCCGGGACUGGAGCAGCUUCGUGCUGGUCGAGGGCUAUUCCUAUGUGAAGCUGCUCUCCAGUGCCCCAGACCAGCCCCCCUCCUCCUUCUACAUGGUCCGCAUCAUUUCCAAGGCCCCAUGCAUGGUUCUUCGUCUGGGUUUUCCCAUCGGCACACCAGCCCAGGCCCGGCACGAGAUUGUGUCGGGUUUGCGGGAAGAGAUCCUGCGGCUGCGUUUCCCCCACCGGGUGCAAAGCAAAGAGCCAACACCCAAGGUCAAACGAAAAGGGCUGGGGGGUGUUGGUGGGGGCAGCUCUCCCUCCAAGUCCCCCCCCAUGCUGGGCCCGCAGCAGGCCCUGUCUGACCGGCCCUGCCUUGUGGUCCUGCAUAAACCCCUGGACAAGCUACUCAUCAGGUAUGAGAAGCUACCCCUGGACUACCGGGCACCCUUCUUACUGACGCUGGAGCCACCAGGGCCACUGCCGUUGGUGUCAGGCCGCUCAGCCUCCUCUAGCCUAGCGUCGCUGUCCCGCUACCUCUACCACCAGCGCUGGCUCUGGAGCAUCCCAUCGGGCCUGGUCCCCGCACUGCCACUCAGCGCCAUCGCGCAGCUCCUCUCUGUCCUCACCGAAGUCCGACUGUCAGAAGGGUUCCACUUUGCCUGCAGUGGGGAAGGAAUCAUCAACAUGGUCCUGGAGCUUCCAAUUCAGAAUGAGCCCCUGGGGCAGGCUGCAGGCGAGGAGAGGCACACAUGUGUUGUCCAGUACAUCCUCUUCCCCCCACACUCUACCUCCACCAAAGACAGCUUCUCGACAGAUGAUGACAACGAUGUGGAGGUGGAGGCCCUGGAAGGAGACUCAGAGCUCAACCUGGUCACUGAGGUGUGGGUAGAGCCACAGUAUGGGCGAGUGGGGCCUGGCCCCGAGAGCUGGAAGCAUCUGCGGGACCUGACAUACUCUGAGAUCCCUCGAGCUCUCCACCCUCGGGACGCUGCCUGCAUAGGCUCCAUGCUGAGCUUUGAAUACCUGAUACAGCUGUGCCAGAGCAAGGAAUGGAGUCCCCUGCCCCCAGAGCCGAGGAUCUCUAAUGGAUUGGACCAGGGAGGAGAUACCUGUGUCCACGAGAUCCCUUUCCAUUUUGACCUAAUGGGACUGUUGCCUCAGUGUCAGCAGCUCCAGAUGUUCUUCCUUCUGCUUUCCAGAGGUCCGGAGGAGUCUCCCGUGGGGGGCCACGGGAUCCUAAAGGAUCAAGCAGUCAGCAGCGCCCAGGCCGCUGGAGACUCAGCGCUUCCUCCCCUGGUUAUAGGCCCUCCUGAGACUCUCAAGGCUCUCAUCUCUACCCAUUCCCCUCAGUGGCGCUGCUAUGCAAGGCUUGUGACUCCCCAGCAUGUGUUUCUGACUUUCCUCCCAGCUACCUUCGCAGAUGUCCAACAUCUGGCUGCCUGUGGCCUGGAGGGACCCUCUCAAGAGGAGACAAAGCCUAAGUUUGGGGAUGGGAGCGGGGCCCCCAGCCUGAAAGACCUGGGAGGAACUGGGGUGAGGGCUACAAAGGCCCAGGUUCCCACACUCAGCGUCACUCCAGCUGGAGACACUGCCCAGAUUCCAGGAGACCUAAGCCCACCUUUCCGUCGGGACUUACAGGCUUACGCCGCGCGUCAGGCUCCACAGACAGAGGGUGCAGAUGGUCCCCGGACCCGGUGUCCUGUUUACGUCUAUAGCUGUGCCCUGGAAGCACUGAGGGAGCAAAUGGUUGGCCUGCAGCCCCCUCAGGCACCCCGAGACCUCAUCUUCCGGACUCAGUUCCUCGACCAGCCCUCCCCAUCCUCAGUCUGGAUGGAGCCCAGGCACAAGGAGGCAGCCAAUCAUUGUGCCUUGCUACAGGAGCACGCACAGCGAUGCUACGUCCGUGGACUGUUCCGGAGUUUGCAGCAAGCACAGAGCGUCACCUCACAGGACUUGCUGAUAGCGGUAGAUGCCUGCGAGGAGCUACUACAAGAAGUAGACAUCACCCCUUUCCUGCUCGCACUGUGUGGCCACAUUCGGGUUUUGCCUCAGGCACCCCCAAGCCCUGGGCCUCUUAGCCCUGGGCCUUUCAGCAGCAGCAUCGAGGAGGGCCCCGAGCCUCGGGAACGAGCUGUCCUGGCUUCUGAGUCCAGCAUAGAGACUGAGGACCUCAGCGAGCCUGAGUUUCAGAGCAGCCGUGUCCCUGGGAUUCCAGACCCUAGCCUGGAGAUCUCUCUGACAGACGUCUGCCAGCUCCGAGGAGAGGCACAUGAUGCCCUUCAUAGCCUCAUCCAGGAGAAGUUCCUGGAGAUCAGUGGUCUCUACUUCCGCACAGUGCCCUCCAAUCCCCACUACUUCUUCUAUUGCCCUCCAUCCAGCAGGCGAGAGGAUGAGGGCCCCCGGGACACAGUAGACAGAAAAGUCAGUGACCUCGAGUUUUCGGAGGCUGAAUUCCUAGGAGAAGAAGGAGACACAGCCUGCUGUGUGGUCACUGAGAGUGACCCAGAACUAGAGGUGGAGUAUCGUGAGAGCCGUGAACCAGACCUGGGGCCAGCUGGGCUCGACUCUGCCUCGCUGUCAGAUGCGGACACUGUGAACCCUGAUGAAGACUCCUUCAGUAUCCUGGGGGGUGAUUCGCCUACCGGGCCUGAGGGCCUGGUACAUGACCUGCCACCUCUCUUCCUGCACCUCACGUGCUCUGUGCGGCUGCGUGGGCAGCACAGCUCAGUACCUGUGUGCAGCCUGCCCACCUGCCUGGGCCAGGUCCUUUCCAGUCUGGAGGGCCCCCCCAUUGGAGGCCGCGUGCCCCUGAGGGACCUCAGUAUUACGCUGGACGUCUUUGUGCUGACAUUGCCUCUGGAAGUGGAGCUUCCCCCAACCUCGGACCCUCAGCACCACCGGUCCACAUCUGAAAGCAGUGCUUCCUUCCCACGAUCCCCGGGGCAGCCAUCAUCUUUAAGGUCGGAUGAUGGCCUGGGGCCCCCAAUGCCACCCCCAGAAGAAGACAGGCACCCUGGACUGUCCAAUUUGGCCACACCCCACAGACUGGCUAUUGAGACCACCAUGAGUGAGAUCCACUGGUUGCUGGAGGACGAGAUGGUAGCGGCCCUCCGAAGAGGGGGCAUCCCCCAGAGCCCUACCCUGCACCGUGCAGCUGCCCACAUCCAUAGCUCUCCUGGACGCUCCACCUGCCUUCGCCAGACCCUGCCACUGAGUUUUGUGUUUGGGCCAGAACGUUCCCUCACACAAUUCAAGGAGGAGUUCCGCCGCCUUCACCUCCCUGGCCACAUUCUUCUCGAGGAUCCUGACAGUGGCUUCUUCUUUGUGGCAGUUGGCCAACAGCCAGGAGGGUCCCAAGGGGAGCUCCCUUCAGCAGCCUGGGCUUGGCACAGCCAUGAGGACAAGGCCGAAGGCAUCGAAGCGGAGGCCCUGACAGCCAGCCCCCAAGCCCCUGGCUCCCCAGAGGGUUCUGAUGGCACACCCCUCCUCAGCCUGCCACAGGGAGGGAGACAGCCUGGGCCUAGCCGGGGGCUGAGCCUUAUGUCCAGUCAGGGCAGUGUGGACUCUGACCACCUAGGUUAUGAUGGUGGCAGCAGUGGCUCAGACAGCGAGGGCCCCAAUGAGACCCUGGGGGAGAAGCCUCCCUUCACGUUGAGGACCCCACCUGGGCAGGCACCUCCACAGCCUUCACUCUCAGGCCUCCCUGGGCCCUGCCUGCCUGACUUCUGGCUCAUCGUCCGCAUACUACAGGAUCGUGUAGAAGUGUAUGCACAUGCGCGGAGCCUGAUUCGGGAGGAUGGGGGACCAGGCACCGAGUGUCGCCACCUGCAGCAGCUCCUGGUGAGGCGAGUUGGGGAGAUCUGCAGGGAGGUCAACCAGCGACUGCUUCUGCAGGACCUCCAUGACAGUCACGUGUGUAACUCUCUUCUGGUGGCCGAGAGUGAAGAAGAUCUAUGGCGCAGUGAGACCCCCUUCCACUCCCGUCAGCGGGCACCACUGCCCAGCGAUGAUUACGCUGCUGACGAGAGUUGUACACCCCGAGGGUACCUAGCAGCCACCAUGCAGUUUGUCCCUGGCCAUUUCUCCUGUGACGUUGUGUGGAAAACCGUGAUUCGAGUCCAUUCGCGCCUGAAAAUGGGGCCCAGCAUGGGGGUCUCUCGGGCCAUCCAGGCCCUGCGCUCUGUGCUCAAUGCCUUCUCUGUGGUGAACCGGAAGAAUAUGUUUGUCUAUCAGGAACGAGCAACGAAGGCUGUGUACUACCUGAGACUCCUGGAGACGUCCUGCAGUGAGCGGCCUUGGGAAGGUGAUGCCCUGCCCCCCUCCCUAGCUCUGUCCCGAAGCCAGGAGCCCAUCUACUCUGAGGAAGCCUCGGGUCCUCGUUCUCCCCUGGACAUGGCUUCUAGCCGCGGUUCAGAUGCUGCUCGUCCUGUGGGCCAGGUGGACAGGCAUAUCCAGCUGCUCGUGCAUGGCGUAGGACAGGCAGGUCCCGAGAUUACAGAUGAGCUAGUACGGGUUCUGCGUCGGCGCCUGGACGAGGCCACACUGGAUGUCAUCACAGUCAUGCUGGUUCGGAACUGCAAGCUGACACCGGCUGACGUGGAGUUCAUCCAGCCCCCCGGAAGUCUCCCCUCAGAAGUGCUGCAUCUGGCCCUGCCUGCCUCCUGCAGACCCUGGCUUCCUGCCCUGGCCUGGUACCUGCGGCAGAACUUGCUCAUCUUCCUGCACUCUCCCAAGUACACGGACAGCAACAGCCGGAACCACUUCCAGCACCCGCUCCCACCGCAGGGCGGCCUCCCCGACUUGGACAUCUACUUAUAUAACAAGCCUGGCGGACAGGGCACCGGGGGCAAAGGGGUUGCCUGCAUCACUCUAGCCUUCGUGGAUGAAGGGGGGAACCCCAUCUCACUGGCAUCAUGGCCCCCCUCCUCUCCGGGGCCCCUAGACCCACUGCAAGAGGAGGAAUUUGAGCAGCUGACCCAGGUCACCCGCUGCCCGAUCGUGCCAGACAGUUCUUCAGCUCAGAAUGGGGCCCCACGGCUUCGACUGGAUGUGUGGGAGAAGGGGAACAUCAGUAUCGUACAGCUAGAGGAGAAGCUCCGAGGAGCAGCUCGCCAGGCCCUGGCUGAUGGCAUUAUGGAGCUGCGGCUGCUGCCAGCCUCGCUGUGUACAGAGGACACAUCUCCAGGAAGUCUCAGGAGCGGGUCGUUGGAAACCAAGAGCCCUGCGGGCCGAGCUAGCACCUUUCCCCCUGGCCCUGGCACUGGCCCUGGGGAGCCUGUGACUCCCCCCAGCAAGGCUGGCCGGCGUAGCUUCUGGGAUAUGCUGAGUAAAACAGAAUGUGGGGACUUGGGUUCCCCCAAAACAACGGAUGACAUUGUCCUGGAUCGGCCAGAAGACACCCGGGGCCGGAGGCGUCACAAAACUGAAAGUGUUCGGACUCCGGGUGGAACUGAGCGGACACCGGGCCCAGAUUCUGGAGCCCAGAGACAAAGACGCCGGACCACACAGCUAGAAGAGGGCGAGGUGGGGACCCUGCAGCCUGUGUUUGCUCGUGUGACUCAGCGCUGGAUGGAGUUUAUGGUUCAGAUCGGUUGUGCCUCAGUGUCCAGAAGCUCCACCCACAUGGUGUCCCGAUUCCUCCUUCCAUCUGUCCUUUCUGAGUUCACUGCUCUUGUUACCUCCAUGGCUGGAGACACCAGCGUCCGUGUCUUUGAGCAGCAUUUGGGUUCAGAGCCUGAGAUCUUCAGUCCUUGCUCCCUUGGACAACUGGGCCCAACCCCACGCCCAGCAGCUGAGAGACAUCUGCUGCUUCUGGGCAGGAACUUCUUGCAGUGGAGAAGACCAACCCAGCAGGCCGCCAAGGCCAUGCAGCGCUUCGAGCCAGGAGGUGAUGGGAGCUCCGGGCGAAGUGCUCCCCGGCAGAGGUUCCUGCUGUUGGAGGUCGUGGACAAGAAGCUGCAGCUGCUGACCUACAACUGGGCUCCAGACCUGGGAGCAGCAUUGGGCCGAGCGCUGGUUCGCCUCGUGCAGUGGCAGAACUCACGUGCCCAUCUCAUCUUCUGCCUCCUCAGCCAGAAGCUUGGGCUCUUCCAUCAUUACGGCCAGUUGGACUUCCCAGUGCGGGAUGAAAAGGAGCCAAACCCAUUUCUGCUGCCAACCAUGGAAGCAGAGACCCUCAUCCGGAGUGCAAGCCCCCCUCUGAGCCGUGAACAGGGCCGGCUGAGUGCAUCCUCUCGGGGUGGGGGCCCCCUUCCCCUGGACACAUUCCCCUUCGAUGAGGCCUUGCGGGAUAUCACAGCUGCCCGCCCCAGCUCCUCACUCGGUCCUGUGCCCAGACCUCCUGAUCCCGUCACCUACCAUGGACAACAGUUCCUGGAGAUCAAGAUGGCCGAGCGCAGAGAGCUGGAGCGCCAGAUGAAGAUGGAGAACCUGUUCGUGACCUGGCAGCAGCGUUCUGCCCCUGCCAGCAUGCCCAUCAGUGCUGCGGAGCUGGAGACCCUGAAGCAGUCUUCCCGCCUGGUGCAUUACUGUGCGACAGCCCUGCUCUUCGACCCGGCUGCCUGGCUGCACGGGCCCCCAGAGACCUCUGGGCCCCCCGAGGGCCAGCGGCGCCAUCGCCCCGAGUCAGGCUCCGGGAGCCGCGAGGCCCCCGCAGGCUGCGAGCCCUCAGAUGUGCCUCCGCCAGGUGCCCGUGAGGAGCCUUGGCUGAAGGAGCUGAGCUUGGCUUUCCUGCAGCAGUACGUGCAGUAUCUGCAGAGCAUGGGCUUUGUGCUGGUGCCGCUGCGGCCCCCCUCACCCGCCCGCAGCACCAGCCGGCUGCGGGCCAUGGCUGUCCUUGGAACAGAGGGGCGUGGCUCCUUCUCCUGCCCGAAGACCAAGACUGACGGGAGCCCCAAGAGCACUGGCUCUCCAGUCACCACCUACCACCUACAGAGGGCACUGCCCGGGGGCAUCAUCCUCAUGGAGCUGGCUUUUCAGGGCUGUUACUUCUGUGUCAAACAGUUCGCCCUAGAAUGUUCCCGAAUCCCCAUGGGGCAAGCUGUCAACUCUCAGCUGUCCAUGCUGUUCACUGAGGAAUGUGACAAGGUGCGGGACCUGAUGCACGUGCACUCAUUCAGCUACGACUUCCACCUGCGCCUGGUGCACCAACACGUCCUGGGCGCCCACCUAGUGCUGCGACAUGGCUACCACCUCACCACCUUCCUGCGACACUUCCUGGCCCACCACCCUGACGGGCCCCACUUUGGUCGUAAUCACAUUUACCAAGGGACCCUGGAGCUUUCCACACCGCUCAUUGCUGCCCACCAGCUGUAUAACUACGUGGCUGACCAUGCCAGCUCCUACCACAUGAAGCCAUUGCGGAUGGCGCGGCCAGGAGGCCCAGAACAUAACGAAUAUGCCCUGGUAUCAGCGUGGCACAGCUCUGGCUCCUACCUGGACUCUGAGGGACUUCGUCACCAGGAUGACUUUGAUGUGUCUCUGCUUGUGUGUCACUGUGCUGCACCCUUUGAAGAGCAAGGAGAAGCUGAGCGGCACGUUCUGCGGCUGCAGUUCUUCGUGGUGCUCACCAGCCAACGAGAGCUCUUCCCCAGGCUCACUGCCGACAUGCGCCGGUUCCGGAAGCCACCCAGGCUGCCCCCUGAGCCGGAAACUCCCGGGAGCUCAGCUGGUAGCCCCGGGGAGGCCUCAGAGCUUGGCCUGGCCUCUGGACCAGCUCCCCUGUUCCCCCCAUUGGCUACGGAGGUGGGCGUGGCACGGGCACGGCUGGCUCAGCUGGUCCGGCUGGCUGGAGGGCACUGCCGCCGGGACACCCUCUGGAAGCGCCUCUUUUUGCUGGAGCCUCCAGGGCCUGACCGGCUACGGCUAGGGGGGCGCCUGGCCCUGGCUGAGCUGGAGGAGCUACUGGAAGCAGUCCAUGCCAAAUCCAUCGGGGACAUUGACCCCCAGCUGGACUGCUUCCUGUCUAUGACGGUCUCCUGGUACCAGAGCCUGAUCAAGGUUCUCCUAAGCCGUUUUCCUCAGAGCUGUCGCCAUUUCCAGAGCCCAGACUUGGGAACUCAGUACCUGGUUGUGCUGAAUCAGAAGUUCACAGACUGUUUUGUGCUGGUGUUUCUGGAUUCCCACUUGGGAAAGACGUCUCUGACAGUGGUUUUCCGAGAGCCCUUCCCGGUGCAGCCCCAGGACAGUGAGAGCCCUCCUGCCCAGCUGGUCUCCACCUACCACCACCUAGAGUCCGUCAUCAACACAGCUUGCUUCACCCUCUGGACCCGCCUCCUGUGA
Puma concolor (puma) is the source of this 10122-nucleotide messenger RNA. The record is from RefSeq and is a predicted model, not a curated record. NCBI's taxonomy places the organism in Eukaryota, Metazoa, Chordata, Mammalia, Carnivora, Felidae.